AAAGGCUCCAACCAAUUUCAACUGCCGCAGCGCUCAGUAUCACUCACUCAAUUGAUUCAGCAGUAGAGAAACAUGGUCGCUUCGGAAGGUCAACCAACCCGUUUGUAUGUGAAGGGUGUCUUUAUGGGCUACAAGCGUGGCUUCACCAACCAACACGCGCACACGUCGUUGGUGCAAAUCCAAGGUCUGCAAGACCGCAAGGACGUCGACUUCUACCUCGGCAAGCGCAUCGCGUACAUCUACAAGGCCAAGGCGUUGAAGAACGACUCCAAGUUCCGCGUCAUCUGGGGCAAGGUCACCCGCGCCCACGGCCAGAACGGCGUUGUCCGCGCUAAGUUCCGCAAGAACCUCCCCGCCAACGCCAUGGGCAAGCCCGUGCGCGUCAUGUUGUACCCUUCCCGAGUGUAAGAGGUUGCCAACAGACAUCAAUUGUUGAUCAAUUUCUCUUUCUGCCGUCCCCGUCGCCUCUACCGCUGCUGCCGCCACCGUCUUUUUUCGGGACGAUGGCCCCCCAGGUGCUGCUGCUGCGGCUGCGUCGACCGAUUAACGAAAGUGAUAUUGUAAUAAAGAGUGGGUUCCGAA
Messenger RNA from Aphanomyces astaci, 582 nucleotides. RefSeq lists its product as hypothetical. The transcript has 2 exons. Gene Ontology annotation, molecular function: structural constituent of ribosome. Lineage: Eukaryota; Oomycota; Saprolegniomycetes; Saprolegniales; Verrucalvaceae. Gene Ontology annotation, cellular component: ribosome; cytosolic large ribosomal subunit. The record is from RefSeq and is a predicted model, not a curated record. The coding region runs from base 73 to 408 and encodes 111 amino acids. Gene Ontology annotation, biological process: cytoplasmic translation; ribosomal large subunit biogenesis.